This is a messenger RNA of Onychostoma macrolepis, 550 nucleotides long. Its product is annotated as cytochrome c oxidase subunit 5B, mitochondrial. The record is from RefSeq and is a predicted model, not a curated record. NCBI's taxonomy places the organism in Eukaryota, Metazoa, Chordata, Actinopteri, Cypriniformes, Cyprinidae. The transcript has 4 exons. Gene Ontology annotation, biological process: mitochondrial electron transport, cytochrome c to oxygen. Gene Ontology annotation, cellular component: mitochondrial envelope. The coding region runs from base 80 to 460 and encodes 126 amino acids.
CAAUCAUUCUAUUGACUUUCACUGCCUCCAGUUCACAUACAGUUGUGCGCGCACAGAAGUCCGAAAGUUUAAAGUCAAGAUGGCAAGCAAAAUCCUUCUGAGAGCCUGUCGCCUGACUCUGAUGGGAAGACAGAAUAUUUUAAUGAAAGCCCCUCUGCGUGCGAUGGCCAGUGAAGGUAUUCCAACAGAUGAAGAGCAGGCAGCGGGGCUGGAGAGACGCAUCCUGCAGGCCAUGAAGAAAGGCCAGGAUCCAUACAGCAUAUUCAAGCCAAAGGAAUACACUGGAAGUAGAGACGACCCUCAUAUCGUUCCCAGCAUCAAUAACAAACGACUGGUCGGCUGCCUCUGUGAGGAGGACAACACUGCGAUUGUUUGGUUCUGGCUUCACGAGGGAAACCCUCAGCGCUGCCCAUCCUGCGGCUCGCACUACAAACUGGUCCAUCAUGAGCUGCCACACUGAGCUGGACCACACAAACACCUAAACUGCUGCAGAAACCACUGCGUGCCUAUGCCAAACAUGUACAGGAGUCAAUAAAAUAAUUUAAUACAA